GGACCGAGGUAGCGGGUUCUGAAACACAAUCUUUUCCCCGCUACCUCAUUAUUAUUGGGAGGUAUCAAAAGAAAAAAAAAGAAAGAAAGAUACCGAUGGACCAAUUAACCACAUGAUGCCCGGCUGGAAUCAAUGGGGAAGUUAAUCCCAGCCUUGCAUUUGGCGGGAAGCUGCUUGGCCUUGUUCCAGUCAGCCGUGCCGGGCAAAGUAAUCCACGUCCACAAGCAGCCACAAAGGCGGGCGCUUUCGCCCGUAGCCGACUUCGCCUUCUCCGCCAUGGACUUGAACCCCUUGCAGCAAGAACCGCUUGGUUUAUCGUCCCCGUUGUACAACUACCCCACGCAGUUGAACAUCCUUUCUCAACCUAAUUACAAAAAGUGGAGUCGUUUGUUCCUUCUCUUAGUCCGGCGAUUCAAUCUUCAGGGCUACAUCAACGGCUCCGUUGUCCCCCUCUCUGACGACGACGAUGAAUGGUUCCAACUCGAUGCUCUUCUCCAGGGUUGGAUCCUCUCCACUAUCACCGAUGAAGUCUCAGAUCUGGUCAUCUCCUCUGUCUCCACCGCCUCUGCACUCUGGAAGGUCAUCCACGACUUGUUCCACGACAACAAAUAUUACCUAGCUAUGCAACUGGAGCAUGAAUUCCGUACAACCAUCAAGGGCACAUCUACCAUGGCGACCUAUUGUCAAAAACUUCAGAAUCUUGCCGACAAGAUAGACGAUGUUGAUGUACCAGUCUCUCAACACCAGCUUGUUCUUCAGAUGCUCCGUGGACUCCCUGCAUAUCUUCAGGCCCAAACGUCUUUCAUGCAAUUUCAAGAUCCCAUGCCGACAUUUCUGCAGCGCUGUUGCUGGGUCAACAUCGCUGUCCUAAAACUUUCUGCCAAUGCACUAUCUUUUUGGCUUAGGUUGGACAGCGUUGUAGGGAGGCCGACUCAGUUCAUGAAUGACUCAGCCAACCUACAAGCCAUCCAGGGCUUUGGCCAGGUCAUGGCCAUGUGCCAACAGAGCGGGGGUAUGCCUUUUCUCCUUGGGCCGUCGCGUCCCCCGCAAGGUACGAAUCCGCAGAUCACUCCUGAUGGUCAUUGCGUCUCAAUUGAGAGCGAUGACGGCGAGUGGGACAUUCCGAGGGCCCACAAGAAGAAGAAAGGGAAAAACAUCUGGCCAGCGACCUCCCGAAACUCCGCCUUCGAAAGGCUGGGGGAUAGGGAGGAAGGCCAGAGGAAGUCAGCCAAGCAAAGGCUGGGGCAGAGCGUUGCCUAUGUCAGCGCGUUCGCCCGGCUAGGCGAGGUGCGGGAGGCCGAGCCUGCCCGCACCUGGCGCUCCCGGUCUAACCAGCAGGAUCCAGCGAGGACGAGGGCCUCUCGUCAGGAAGAGGAAGCAGAGAGCCAGCCCAGGUUACCGGUGGCGAACCGGUUGACCAUCCCAAAUGACCGCGUCCAGCAGAUGGAGGCAAAACUAGAGAGGCUGGAGAAGAAGGUCGGAGAGAAGAAUGACCGGGACAAACCCCUGGCAGGGUCCCCGUUCACCACAAGGGUCCAUCUCACACCUUUCCCGCGAAAGGUCAAGAUCGACGCCCCUAGAUUCACCGGGAAGGAAGAUCCGGAAAUCCAUCUGGACUCCUUCAACCAGAGUGCGACCAUAAACGGUUGCACCGACGAAGAAAAGUGCCUUCUUUUCUUCCAGACCUUGCGUAACCGAGUCACUGAAUGGUUCAAUAAGCUUUGCUCGGGAAGCAUUGAUUCGUUCAGUGAUUUGGCCUCAAAAUUCAAGGCCAAGUUCCAGGAGAAUUGUACUAAGAGGAAGAAGUUCACUUAUCUUAGUACAGCCGGGCAGAGGGAGUCUGAGAACCUUACUCAGUUCCUUACCCGGUGGAAGGAAGAGGUGGACAAGGUGGAAGAGAUGGAUGACAAAACCAUCCUAUCCCUCCUCUUGAAUGGCUUGCGUGCUAGGGAACUAUACAAGGAGUUCUGUCGGAAACCCCCAGCCACGUACCAAGAGGCCUACCACACUGCAUGGGAGUUUGCUGAGGCUGAAACCCAGCUCCGGGCAAAGAGAGAAGCUGAGCAUGGUAACAAGCCCAAGCCGGUGCAAGCCAAGAAGGAGGAAGUCCCGGGACCUAGCCGACCAAGGCACCACUAUGACCCGGUUGUCCAUGUGGUCAAUACGGGGGAAUGCCAAGAAGUCCGGAAAGCACCGGUCAUUCUUCCGGAAAACCCUACCGGUCAAACAGGGCGGCAGUGGUCGGGCACCUAUUGUUCGUACCACAGAUCGGAUUCUCAUAACACCUCCGAAUGUAAGAGUGUUAAGGGAGUAAUCCGGCAGAUAAUAGAAAGUGGAGAGCUGGGCAAGGAUUACCUGCAGAAAGCCCAGGAGAAGAGUCAUCAGUGGGUUAAGCCAGCUGCCCCGGGAGAUGACCGGGACAGCGACUGGCGAAGGAAUAUCCGGCCAAGGGAACGGCAACCUGCUCCCGAAAAAGAGCACAUCGGCAUGAUCUUCGGCGGACCUGAGGGUGGAGAUUCAGCCGCGCAGCGGAAGAACUGGGUCCGGAGCAUUUACGAUGGUGAGGUAAGUGCUGAACCGCCCAGGCGUAAACAUACUAGAAGGGAGCCGAUCGUCUUUACCGACCGGGAUCUCCCUCCUACCGGUGAAGAUCACAAUGAUCCAUUGGUCAUCACCAUGGACAUUAAUGGGGUGGAUGUCGCCCGGGUACUUGUUGAUACCGGAAGCAGUGUCAACAUCUUAUACCUGGAGACUUUCCAAAAACUCAGGCUGUGUCGGACACAACUUGAACCCCUCAAAACCCCUCUCUCAGGCUUCACGGGAGACACCGUUGAAGCCGAAGGAUCCAUAGUUCUACCGGUCGAACUAGGAUCGGGUGAAAAAACCGUAUGGAAGAAGAUGCGGUUCAUAGUUGUGGACAUCAAGUGCGUCCACAACGCAAUUCUUGGAAGGCCAGGCAUCAAUAAGAUCGGGGCGGUGAUUUCCAUGCCUCACCUGUGCAUGAAGUUCCACACUCCAGGCGGUGUGAGUGAAGUGAAGGGCGACCAGAGGAACGCCCGGGAGUGCUAUGCCCGGGCAGUCAAGAAGAUGACCAAGGGGGUCAAUGUCAUCUCCCAAGAGAUCACAAAGGGGGAGACCCAGGAGAAAUUGGAGCCCAAGGCCGAGACGGUGGAAAUCGAACUUCACUCGGGUGAUUCUUCGAGGAUGGUCAGAGUUGGAGCAAAUCUCCCUGAAGAUCUCAUGGAAGAGAUUACACAGGUCCUUCAAGAAUACGCGGGCAUAUUCGCAUGGAUCGUGGCGGAUAUGCCCGGAAUAGAUCGCUCUGUUAUCUGCCACCAGUUGGCCGUGAGAGAGGGAAGUCGACUGGUACACCAGAAGAAGCGGUACCUGGCCAGUGACCGGCGAGAUUUCGUCAAGAAGGAAGUGAAAGACCUCCUCAGUGUUGAAAUGACCGGUCUAGCUCCAGACCUAUCGGUCAACAAGCCCAUUGAGCAAUGGUGGGAGAUGGCAGUUGAUGGGGCAUUCGGUCCUAGAGGAUACGGGGGUGGUAUCGUGUUCACCACCCUAGAAGGGUUCAAGAUCUACCAUGCAAUCGUCUUCAACUUCAAGCUGACAAACAAUGAGGCAGAAUAUGAAGCUCUGGCUGGAGGGCUCAGACUUGCCCAAGCCCUGAAAAUCAGCCGGGUCAGUAUCAAAUCUGACUCUAGCCUGAUCGUUGGGCAAGUGACCGGUAACAUGGAGGCAAGGGAAGAACGCAUGGCACAAUACAAGGACCUUGUACUUGCCCUGUUCAAAGGCUUCGAAGAGUUCAAGAUCGCCCAAAUUCCCCAGGCAGAAAACGCGGAUGCAGACCUUCUCUCCAAAUUGACGCAGUAUGCUCCCGAGCAUGUUUCAAAACUUGCCCGGGUAGAGAUCCUUGACCGUGCAAACAUCGAAAAAUUGGAAGUAGCCGCUAUAACGGCCGGAAGCCAAUCUGACCGGUCAAACUUGGUCGGGGCGGACGACCAUUGGAUGUAUGAUCUGAUGGAAUAUUUGAUGGAUGGGAGCUUGCCAGAACAAGAUGACCGGGCAAGAAAAGUGAAGCUCAGGGCACCCCGAUUCCAGGUUCUUGAUGGAAAACUGUAUAAAAGGGCAUUUGGGGGGCCACUCCUGAGAUGUCUAACCAACCGGGAGGCUAAGCGAGUCAUAGUAGAGGUACACGAAGGCGUAUGCGCGGCGCAUCAAAUGUCUCCAAGGCUGCCCAUCGAAGCUGAAUUCCCAACGUUCCGUGAAUCAAAUUAUCAACCCCAACAAAAUGAAGAAGACCACUUGGCCGAGCUCAACUUGGUCGAAGAACGAAGAAUGGCCGCGGAGGUUAAAAUGAGUACAUACCAACAAGUUGUGAAGAAGUACCAUGACAACAAGGUUGGGCCGCGGUACUUCCAAGUUGGAGAUGAAGUCCUACGAAGAAGAGAAGCAAGUAGACCCGACGAUGGAGGAAAGCUGGCAAAAAACUGGGAAGGCCCAUACAGGCUCUCAAGUUCAACUUGUGCAGAGUGGGACAAAAUUACCCUUCUGCAAUUCAAGGACAGCAUAGUGAAGGACACCACUAAUCAGUUAGCUUCAUGGAAGAAUUCCACAGAUUGCUGCGGGGGAGGCUGGGAUGGGAUUCAAUGCAACAAGACGAGCGGGCGAGUCACCCGGCUGGCCCUGCAGAAUGUGGAGGGUGCCCUUUACAUGAAGGGCACCCUGUCCCCAAAACUAGUGCAGUUGGAGUCCUUGGAGAUACUGGUCAUAACCGGGAUGCACCGCAUUGAAGGGGAAGUCCCAUGGGCCAUCUUUCCCAAUCUUGCCCAUCUGCAGCAGCUUGUCUUGGAUGAUAAUGCUCUUCAGGGUACCAUCCCUACAAAUUUAGGGCACUUGCCUUCUCUGCAGGUCCUGUCCCUGAAGGGUAACCGUUUGUCCGGGCAGGUUCCGCCUGCCCUGGGUAACCUGAGAACCCUUCAGCAGCUCAUCCUGGCCUCAAAUUCUUUCUCAGGGCCUCUCCCAAUUGCCCCAAGGAAUUUCCCCUCUUUACAGUUCAUUGAUCUGAGCCACAAUCUGUUUUCAGGGCCAAUCCCGGACUUUCUCGGUCAGCUUCGGAACCUAACAUACAUUGAUCUCUCCAACAAUCAUCUCUCCGGGCAGCUGCCCGUUUCCUUGAAGAAUCUGAAACAGGUUACAUUCCUGUCAUUCGAGCACAACCGGAUAACGGGCGGGAUCCCGUCGGAGAUUGGGAACAUGACCUCCCUCGAGACGCUCUCCUUGGGCUCCAACGGACUGACCGGACGAAUCCCGGAUUCGAUUGCAAACCUACCAGGCCUGUGGAACCUCAGUUUGCCAAAGAACAACCUUUCCAACCCUUUGCCAGUUUCUUUCUCCCAAGGUCUGAUAUCCAUAGACCUGUCCUACAACAACUUCACUCUGGGGAGGAGUGUCCCAGAGUGGGUCACAAACAGGAGACUCUUUACUGUGAGCCUAGCAGGCUGUAAGCUGGAGGGCACCCUUCCAAAAUUCACAAACCCUGGCUUCCUGACCUCCAUUGACCUAUCAGACAAUGCCCUCACAGGCGAAGGGCUGUCCUCGUUCUUCGCAAACAUGUCCACCCUCCAGAAGGCCAAGAUCUCCAGCAACCGGCUGAGCGAAGACAUUAGCAAGAUCAAGAUCCCAGAAACCCUUUCUUUCCUCGAUCUCCACGCGAACGACCUGCAAGGAACAAUGUCAGGGCUACUCAACAACCAAACCAGCACAUUCUUGGAAACCAUAGACCUCUCCACGAAUCACAUUUCUGGGGGGAUCCCAGAGUUUGUCUUCACCCCUGGGUUGGGCCUGAAGGUGCUCAACGCCGCGAACAACAACAUCACCGGGUCAAUCCCAGACACGAUUUCGAACUUGGAGGGCUUGGUUAGGCUGGACCUGAGGAGGAACGGCGUGUCUGGCGCGAUCCCUGAAGGGCUGGGGAAGCUGGGGAAGCUGGAGUGGCUGGACCUGUCCAUCAAUGGGCUCACUGGGAGGAUCCCUGAGAGCCUGCUUGGGAUCAAGAGGCUGAGCCACGCGAAUUUCAGGGCGAACAGACUGUGUGGGCAGAUCCCACAGGGGAAGCCGUUUGACAUUUUCCCACCUGCAGCUUAUGCUCACAACUUGUGUCUGUGUGGGAAGCCAUUGCCAGCUUGUAAAAACAACAAGACCACAGGCCAGUGAAAGAAGAGCUGACUGAAUCACCCCACACCAAAAAGUUUUGGUUUUCAAUGUUGAAAUGGGCAACAGAGUACACAGCAGCCCUGAGGAAAACCCUUUUUUUUUUCUCUAAUUACUUGUACACCUUUGUAUCCCACAUUAUACUGUAUCUUUCUUUGUUUGGUAUCAAUGUAGAAAUUUCUUUUACAUGAAAUAUCAGUUAUUAUUUGAUAUAUUUCGGUGCAGGAUGGAAACUUGUCAACACUAUGAUCUCUUCGUUGCAAUGUUUUUCCAAUAUAGUGUUGAUGAUGGU
Messenger RNA from Cuscuta campestris, 6508 nucleotides. Lineage: Eukaryota; Viridiplantae; Streptophyta; Magnoliopsida; Solanales; Convolvulaceae. The record is from the annotation of a GenBank genome assembly.